AGUCAGAAAGAAGGAGAGACAGACAUAGAGAUAGACACGCUCAAAAUUUUUCAUUGUUUGUUUUGUCUUUCCUUCAAAAGGAAAUAUUCAAAACACUAGAGAGACGCACAGCAACCCCAUUCUCCACCUGAACCUCCAAUCCUGAGAGCUCCCAAACCGAUGCAGUCGAUUCGAUAUCCUCAGCCUUAUCUCGUUCUCCCCUCCCAACUCCAUCCAAGCCACCAUCCCCAUCACCCGUCCCCAGUUCAGGAUAGUCGAACCCAACUGUUCAUCAACAACCUCCCGUUCCGCGUUCGAUGGCAGGACCUCAAGGAUCUCUUCAGGAAGGCUGGCACCGUCCUCAGGGCUGACGUCUCUCUAACUCCCGACAACAGGAGCAAGGGCUUUGGUACGGUCCUGUUUGCUAACCGGAACGAUGCCUUCAAGGCGAUCGAAAUCUACAAUGGAUUUAGCUGGCAGACCCGAAUCCUCGAUGUCAAGCUCGAUCAGCAAGAUCCUACCGGCGCAUUCGGAAUGGCAGCAGCAGCAUCAACGUGUCAGGUCCCGUCAUCCCAACAAAAGAAUUAUCAUCAGCAUCAACAGUAUCAACAACAACAACAACAACAACAUCAACACCAUCCAAUGGCCACUGUCUCCCAUCAUAAUAGUAAUAAUAAUAACCACUUGACCCAGCCUCAGAACUCACUCCAGCUACCCCCGCCCGCUGGCAAUCCAAUUAAUCUUCACGCGCAGAACUGGAACGGACCGAGUGGUGGUAAUAGCAACACCACCUCCGCCGGUGAUCCUCAUCAGUCAUCCUCAUUGGCUCAUCAUCCUCAUCACUCCCUCUCACCAGCUCAGCUGCCUAGUAUCAUACCGGUCUCUGCCUCAAACCACUUCCCUGCUGGACAGCAUUCAAACUCCGAUCAGUCCCUCAACCAAUCAAUCAACAAACCUGUUCAUAGUUACCAAAAGCAUCAGCACUCUCAAUCACUCAUACCCUUCUCAGAUCCAUCGCCGAAUAUGUCUAAAUCAGUCUUCAAUCCCUUGCUCAGAACCUCGACCCAUCGGCCCUCCCGCUCGGUCCAACUUUCUAAUCCUCAUCCUUCUAGCCUACCUGGUUCAUCCUCCACCGCCAGCUCCUCUCAAACACCUCCGAGUCGCCCCCUCGAUGUCCAUCAACCCGCCUUCAAACCUGCCGGAAACUCAUUGAACCAGGCUCUCAGCAGCCUUCACAUCUCCACCGUUCAAGCUAUUCCGGCACUACCCUCCGUCACCAUCUCAACCGCCCCUCCUGAUUCUAGUUCCUCCGUCUCUUCUGCCCCUGUUGAUACAUCCUCACCCGUAUCAUCACCCUCAGGCUCGGUUUCUCAACCUCAAUCCGGUGGUGCUCACUCUAAGUCUUCUUCACACAUCGGCUCCAAUCCUCCUCAUGGUGGCCCUCACAUUCACCAUCCACAAUUGCCGCCAUUCCAUCACUAUGGACCCCCGCACUCCUAUCCGCCGCAUCACAUUUCUAGUACCACAUUCAAUCAUGCGCCCUAUUCCUCCAUUCAUGGUCAGAAUGUCUGUUCAGCAUCUCGGCUUUUGUUCGUUGGCAAUUUGCCGUUCAACCUCCAGUGGCAAGACUUGAAGGACCUGUUCCGACAGGCCGGGAACAUUUUGAGGGCGGAUGUGGCGACUACGGCUGAAGGCCGAAGUCGGGGUUUUGGGACCGUGCUAUUUGCGACCGCCGAGGAUGCAAUGAAGGCUCUAGAGAUGUACGACGGAUAUGAACUCAAGGGACGGCCGUUGAAAGUUCGCUUCGACCAGCUCAAUCAUAUGUCCUCUUCAGGAAAUCCCGCGCCUGGAUCAUGGCCUGACUUUCCCACGAUCACCCCUCCUAACUUCCACCCGAUCCAUCAAGGUCCACACCAAUCCAGCCAUCCAUUGAUCCAGGAGCCCAUACCAACAACCAACGAGCAAGAAGAGUAUCCCAUGUAUAGCUCCACGACAAGCGCUGAAGAAACGCGAGAAGAGGCCCGGAGCGAUCUAUGGGCGCCUGAGCCGGUUCGGCCAAGUCUGCGCACCGUGCCGACGAUUGUACCGCCUGCUUUGAGUCCGAUUGCGUCGCGGCGGUCGAGCUUCUUCAAGUCGAACAACGGCACGUCGGAGUAUUCCAGUUCGGAUGGUGGACAGGGGGCGAGUGUACGCUCGAGCUCAGGGCCCGAGCCGAUCGGCCAUCCGGCGAGCCAACCCCGGCCACAGACGAUUCCCAUGCCGCCGCCCUAUGCUCCAGGUCUGGUCUCCCCCGCACUCCCGAAGACGAUUCAGAUGACUCCCUCGAUGCCCGCGUUCUCUUUCCAGCCGUUCAUGCCCGCCACUCCACCACUUCUGCCCAACUUCUUCUCCCCCGGCAUCGGCCCCCCGCCGACGCCGCCCUAUGGGCGUGACGGUCACACGCCCCCACCCGCGCAGACCAAGCCAGUCCACUCGCCUCUGGGAUACAACCCGAUGUUUCCAAACGAGUCGGAUGCUGAAGAAGCCCCGACGAGUGAACUUGAUGGCCAGACACGGAAGUUGGAAGACGAGGAGGGUGAUGAUGAACAGGGGAUGGAGCCGAAAAGGAUGAACUCGAACGUGGACUGGGGAUAUCAACAAAGUGCAUCUGUGGCCGGCAACCGGCGCACGUCGUUAUUUGUCGGGCGAGCCAACAAAGCCGACCAAGGCCCGGCGUCCCAAAACCGACUGGCCCCCCGUGGCGGGUUUGCUGGGCGCCGAUUAUUGGGCGUCGGCGAGGAGGCCGACGAGGAUGGAAUGGGCGCCGAGUGCGCUAGUCGUAGGGCUAGCUUCGAUGUUGCUAGUCUCUUCAAUUCUCAGCACCCUUCCCCUCCCGCUAAGCUCGCUAAACAACGCCCCUCCGAUAUCAUCAUCUCCGCGCCCGAUAACGACUCCUCUACGAAGCCUGUGGACCCCUCUUCUCUCGUCUCGCUCCCCGCUCUUCCUCCUCCUCCUCCUCCCUCUGAUCAGAAUACGAUCGAUAGGGUCGACCUCGUCGGCCUCGGCUUCGUUGACUCUAUUUGGACCGAUAAACAAUAAUUCUCUACUCUCAUCUGUUUGGCUUCUUUUUAUUGGAUCUUUCUUCAAUCGGUGUGCUUAUGUGUGUUUGUUUGUUUUUUUUGUGAAGGGAACUUUCAGGUUUUGGAUUUUUUUUUUAGAUUUUUUUUUUGGCCUGUCAUCUUUACAAACUGUUGACCUUUUUUCUUUUUAUAAUACCAAGAAAAAAAAUAGCUACUAUUGAUCAUAUGAUGAUAUACAUAUAUAAUAAAAAAACAGUAAAUUGUAGGAACUUCUUUUUGGUUCAUUUUGGACUCUUUUGGACUCUUCUUCUUUCAUCCUUUGUUAAUCUUUUCUUCAUUUUACAUAAUCACUCGAGGAAAUAAUUUCAA
This is a messenger RNA of Puccinia graminis f. sp. tritici CRL 75-36-700-3, 3407 nucleotides long. RefSeq lists its product as uncharacterized. Gene Ontology annotation, molecular function: mRNA binding. The record is from RefSeq and is a predicted model, not a curated record. NCBI's taxonomy places the organism in Eukaryota, Fungi, Basidiomycota, Pucciniomycetes, Pucciniales, Pucciniaceae. Gene Ontology annotation, cellular component: post-mRNA release spliceosomal complex; nucleus; cytoplasm. The coding region runs from base 160 to 3057 and encodes 965 amino acids. Gene Ontology annotation, biological process: regulation of mRNA stability involved in response to oxidative stress. The transcript is spliced from 4 exons.